Molecule: messenger RNA, 1580 nt
Organism: Alosa alosa (allis shad)
Lineage: Eukaryota; Metazoa; Chordata; Actinopteri; Clupeiformes; Clupeidae
Gene: snorc
Product: secondary ossification center associated regulator of chondrocyte maturation
Exons: 3
Coding region: 35-403 (122 amino acids)
Biological process (GO): cartilage development
Source: RefSeq, a predicted model, not a curated record
UGUGGAGGUUGCCCUCAGACGUCUCAGAAGAACCAUGGCCAUGUCCAGCCGCUCCUGCUCCAGCGCUCCCCGACUCGUCCUGCUGGCACUGCUGGGCCUAUGUGUGGCUCUCGCACAGACAGAAACAGUUGCUGAUCCUAAUCCCACACUACAAAGUGAGAACCAGGACACAUUGUCUGGUGGAGGAGCCUUAGAUGUCACCACGAAGGACCCCUUUCAGGAGCUGACGGAAAACGCCUUCACCUUUGACUAUGAGGACAUGACACACCCAACAGUUGUGGAUGAGGAUGAAGGUGUUUUAGGGCCGGGUGCCAUCACCGCCAUCGUCAUCGCUGUGUUUUUGGGGGCGUCUGUGCUGUUGGCACUCAUCGUCAUCACACUCAGGAAGUUCACUGCCUCCUAGACAGAGAUCCCCAUGCUCUCAGCUCUCUCCAUCUCCCUCCCCCUCAUACAAGUGACAUGGCCGCCUGGAGUUUGGAUGUCACUGAAAGUGGCCCCCACAGAUUACAAAGCAUUACAAAAACAUGUCAACUCGCUAUAUAGUUUUGCAAUUAUAGCAAAUAUAUAAUCCCUUGUUGAUAAGAGGUCCUUCUAAAAUGUGAGGCUGGCAGGUUGUUCCAGUACCAAGUCAUAUAGUGUUCAAAUAGAUGUGAUAGUGAGGCUUUAUGAAGAGUUUUAAUGUUUACUUUAUCUUUGAAAUUGAUAGUGUGUGAGCAAAGUUUUUGUCUAUUUAGUAUGUCUUUUAUCUCAUUUUAGAGUUUUUAACCAUUAUUUUUUUUUUUUACAGACACUUACCAUGUUUUUUGCAAAUGUACCAGUUUGUAUUUCUCUACCCCCCUCUCUCUCUUCCUCUCUGUUCUUUUUGAAUGGGUAUGCAUGUGUAUUUAUGUUAUUAGAUAAAUCACAAAAGUUAAAUUUAGUCUACAACUCCGUCAACUAAAUCUUAAUAGAAGGAAAUUGAGUACAACAAAAAUCUCUUGCAGUUCCUCACAUAAAUGUGUUUUUAUCAAUAUACCUUAGUAAACACAAUGUUGUUGUUUUUUAGGACAGUAUUUGAGUGACAUUUCAGAUUAGAGAGUCUAAAAUACAGGGAAGUGUUGAUAUGCAAUGCACUAAAAUUAUGUAAGGUUUUAAUCCAAGACUGGACCUCAUUAUUUGUAUUUGGAGGCAUUUGUCUGUUUUUGUAGUUAAUCGUAAUGCUUGUUGGUGUUUGGGAGUAGUCAUUUCAGUGAUAUAGUUUUAAGACCACAUUUAAAUGAGGUUUUAAUAUCAUGCAUCCUUUUGCUAGUAUUUUGUUUGUUUUGUGAACACCAUCUAAUUCAUCAUGACCUCUGUUUUCAUAAACAAAAGUAUUUUGUGUGUGUGUGUACAUAGACCGUGGAGUGCAGACAUAUGUAAGCUAUCAAGCCUCAAUUAAAAUGUAUUCAUCACAAUGAAUAACUCUGUGACAAACACUGAGGUUGCUCUUAGUGAUUAAAUAGUGCCCCCUAGUGUAAGUAUAACAAACACUAUUGACUAUGAAUAAAUUGUUUUUAUGCCUUGUUUGCUGUAAAUAAAUAAUAAAAUACAUCCACUAUUAC